Syzygium oleosum is the source of this 1303-nucleotide messenger RNA. Its product is annotated as deSI-like protein At4g17486. The transcript is spliced from 3 exons. Gene Ontology annotation, biological process: protein deubiquitination. The record is from RefSeq and is a predicted model, not a curated record. Lineage: Eukaryota; Viridiplantae; Streptophyta; Magnoliopsida; Myrtales; Myrtaceae. Bases 300 to 1001 code for a protein of 233 amino acids. Gene Ontology annotation, molecular function: deubiquitinase activity.
CCCCCGGAAGGUUGUCCCUCCCCCCAAUAAAAAUCGAAACUUUACCCGUCUCUCUCCUUGUCUCGGCACACCCGCCAUCGAAUUCUUCUCUCCGCCGCUCCCCGAUCCCGGUCAUCAUUGCCGUCGUUACUGUCCCCGCAAUAUAAUAAAAGCUUUCCGCCCGCCCCACCUCCACGCGCAAUCACUCCUUUGGAUCCCACCUUUCUUGCCAUCACACUCCUUUGGCCCCCUUCGCUUCUCCCUGUCAGUCGCUUGUUUGCUGUGCCUGGUGGGUCGUCUCUGGGGGAGGUUUUGCAGCCAUGCUGUGUAAGAUGGUGACGGUGACCCGGAAGAAGAAGAGCGGGUCGGUCCCGGUUUACUUGAACGUGUACGAUUUGACCCCGAUGAACGGGUAUGCCUACUGGCUUGGGCUUGGGGUGUAUCACUCCGGUGUGCAAGUACACGGCGUUGAAUAUGGUUUUGGAGCACAUGAACAUGCAACAACAGGGAUUUUUGAAGUUGAACCAAAGCGCUGUCCUGGUUUCACCUUCAGAAAAUCAAUUUUGAUUGGAAGAACAGACUUAGGCCCGAGAGAAGUCCGCUCAUUUAUGGAGAAACUAGCUGAAGAGUACUCUGGAAACACGUACCAUCUCAUUACGAAGAAUUGCAAUCACUUCUGCAACGACGUGUGCAUUAGAUUGACAGGGAAACCGAUCCCUCGUUGGGUCAAUCGAUUGGCUCGACUUGGUUUCUUCUGCAAUUGCGUGCUUCCUGCUGGAUUAAACGAGACAAAGGUUCGGCAAGUCAGAUCGGAGGACCAAGUGAUCCUUGAAGGAGAGAAGAAGAAACUGAGAAGCCAAUCGAGCAGGUUCCCGUCUUCGAAUCGUUCAACUGAUAUGCCAUCAUCUCGCCAUCUGCGUUCUGCAAGCAAAAACAGUAGGCAGAGACACUGUCUUCCUCCAAAUUCUUCUUUGAUCCAUUCUACUUCUUCGCCUGCAAAUCUAACAUUAAAUCUUCAAUAAGAGAAGCGUUCAUAAUCUAGGGCCUUAGAAUCAUCAUCGCAAAAGGGAAAAGGGAAGAUCGCAAAAAAAUUUCUAAUGAAGUUCUUCCCUGUCUCCCUUUAUCCUGUUGUACCUGCUGAUUCGUGCUUUAGGGUUGUGGACAAGCCGGUUCUAUGACGGCUAAGGCAUAUUUUCCAGUGUAAAAUGUUUUCCUUUUAUCAGCUCAUUUGAUUGACAAGUGAUCGAAUGUUUCGUCGGUGAGGAAUGAUGUUCUUCCUUUUCCUUUUCCUGUACAUUAAUCAUUAUGCGAAACUUUGCUCCUA